AUGAGUAUGCAAUGUUCUAGUGGUGACUGCGCAGCACACUUCGUCAAAUUGCUUCAGAAGUAUCCUCCACAGACCUCGUCACGGAACGCCGCCGCAGGCUGGGGCUGUCUGGUACACAACGAGGUAAACCGACGGCUAAGGAAGGAUCUCUUCGAUUGUACCAAGAUAGGCGACUUUUACGACUGUGGCUGCGGCGACGACAAGGAUAAGAAGAAGGCGGGUGACCAGAAACAGAGCCAGAGCAAAGGCAGCGCAAACGAUGGCGUCAAGACGCAGGAAGACAGCACCAAGCCCAGGAAGCCGAAGAAGAUGCUUUGGGGAGACGCAAACGGGCCGUUCCCUGGCGGCCCGGUGGAAAUAACGGAUGAGCCGUAA
This is a messenger RNA of Trichophyton benhamiae CBS 112371, 375 nucleotides long. RefSeq lists its product as uncharacterized. The transcript has a single exon. Bases 1 to 375 code for a protein of 124 amino acids. Gene Ontology annotation, molecular function: flavin adenine dinucleotide binding; flavin-dependent sulfhydryl oxidase activity. Gene Ontology annotation, cellular component: mitochondrion. The record is from RefSeq and is a predicted model, not a curated record. Lineage: Eukaryota; Fungi; Ascomycota; Eurotiomycetes; Onygenales; Arthrodermataceae.